AUGCCAAGACAUUCAGUUACUAAACACCAGGUAAACUUAUUAGCUUAUGUCUGCGAUCAAAUCCGUCUUGUAGUUCUCGUACAAACGAUUCAGGCACUUUCUUAAAAUUGUUUUAUCUUGUUAUUUGAAAAGGAUUUCAGAAAACCAGCAAUGGAGAGGAAAAGAAGACAGAAAAUCAAUGAUUGUUUGUCUCAAAUCAAGCAACUGAUUCCCGAAGCUAAGGAACUUGAGGUAAAAUGAAUUAGUCUGCUUCUGCACAAAUUCACCACAUGUUUCAUAACCUCUUUGGGAGAGAAGAAACGCAGCACUUUACAAAAUGCACUCUACCAGUACAAAAAAAGCAUUUUCGUUAAUGAAAUGAAUCAUUUUGAACUUAAUUCUUGUGUUUUCUCCACUUUCCUGUAGGCUAAGAAAGGAUGCAGGCUGGAAAAAGUGGAAAUUUUAGAAAUCGCCGUUAAGUUUAUUCGAAAAAUGAAAAAUAAGAUGUCGGACGACACUGCAAUGAACAGGGCGGGAAAAGAUACGGGUAAGCUUCCAUGCAUGAUAAUUCAUCAAAAUAAUUAAAUUUUUAGUAAAAUUGCUUUACAAAAAUUGGUUUAUGGGCGUAGGUCUUCAAGAUUAACUCUUAGGGUAACAAGAAAUGCUGAGGUUAACGUUAUUGUGGGAAUUCCCUGAAUGUAAAUUUUGGCGUUUGCAUUUGGGUGGACGCCUAAUUGUAUUCCCUUGAAAAAACGAGUUGCGCUGCACUCGUACUGUAAAUUCGCCCUUAUACGCGCACACCAAACCGAGAAACAAUGUCAAAUUCCAGAAAAAAAAAAUUACCAAUGGACAAAAUCAUGUGAGCUUGCAUGUUUUAAGAGAGAGGCAGUGCUAGAUACAUCUGGCAUUCUAGUAUCCAUUCUAGUACUUCGAUUUCUGAAAUAUUCUAGCGAGUCUAGCAAAUGAACCAAAGCAGAAAAGGAAAAGAGGAAAAAAUGUUUUUAGAGGAAUGUAAACACAUUCAUCAAAUUACUUCUGUCGCACCCUCUGUGUAUGUUGCUCUGAGGAACAUGUUUGUCAUAUUCUUCUUCCCCUAAUUUGCCACGAUGCCGAACGAGCUGAUGCAUGUCUUCGGAUACAUAUAUUUUGUAAACAAAAUAAUGCUAAAAGAUAUUUUGCACUAAGAUUUCUCGUUUUGUACCUUUUAAUCAAUUCAGUAUUCAUUUCUACCUUGUUCACAGCAAGCUCUUCAGUGCUCGAGGAGCGUCCAUCGUUCGUAAACAUGAAUACAAGCAUGGCUUCCACAGGACCAACAUUUUCAAGCCUUUAUGAUCUUGCCCAAGAUUACGACCCUUCAAUGCAGAUGCCUCAAGGGAGAUUUUAUAAUUAUCCACCGAUUUUUGGACCCACUCCAAGGUUUUUCACACCGUUGUGUGUUUCUUCUAACACGGUAUUCGAUCCUGUGAGUGGAGAGACUUUUGCUUAUCAGCGGCAAUUUGUCCCGGCUUUACUCAAAGAAACCGAAGAGCCAUAA
Molecule: messenger RNA, 1513 nt
Organism: Porites evermanni
Lineage: Eukaryota; Metazoa; Cnidaria; Anthozoa; Scleractinia; Poritidae
Source: the annotation of a GenBank genome assembly